This is a messenger RNA of Saccostrea echinata, 1485 nucleotides long. RefSeq lists its product as uncharacterized. NCBI's taxonomy places the organism in Eukaryota, Metazoa, Mollusca, Bivalvia, Ostreida, Ostreidae. Bases 470 to 1450 code for a protein of 326 amino acids. The transcript has 17 exons. The record is from RefSeq and is a predicted model, not a curated record.
GACACCGGAGAUGUUGAAAAAGAACCAUCCAUUGGUUGUGAGGUGCUCCCAGAUAUGGCAGACAUAAAAGGUGUUGAACAAAAGUUAUCCAAAGGUUGCAAAGAAAGUCUGGAGUUCCUAAAAAAGAAGUAUGGCCCUCAAAGCCUGAAGCAUAAACCAAAACCAAAACCAGAUAGGAGCAUUUCAAAAGAACUGAUUGUUCAUAUAAUGGAUGGUAAAAAUAGGGCCUUGAAGAGAGCCUUCCCAACGGAUGAUGGACUUAGUGGCUGUCUGAAAAUCCUAACCAGCUACAGCGAUAAUGCGGAAAAUUGGAUGUCCAAAAUUAGUGACAUGUUCAGAGGGAAGAUUAUUUUCCUUCCCUACAUAAUGGGAAAAUGUGGUAUUGAAGCAAUAGAGAACCCCCAACAAUUCACACUUGGUCACUUGGAGAAACUAAAAACAAAUAAGAAAUAUGUACCACUAAAGAUAUAUGCAAAGGCCAGAGGGAAAGAUAUCUGAUGAAUUUGAAGACUUUGAAGAGCUGGAUCUUGAGACCCCAAAGAAAGAGAGAAAACAUGGAAUGAAAGCAUCCACAGAAUGUUAUGAUUUGGAGCCAUCAACAUCAAAGGAAUUAGAUGGGAAAGGGUCACCACUAGGCAGUAAUGUAGAGGAACAACCACAUAGAAAAAUAAAAUUGUCUCCAAUCAUUAUUGAAAAUGAGGGUUCUGAUGAUGAUUGUAAACUCCCGAAAAUGGAAUUAUCAAGAUCAACCCAAAAGGAAAAGAGAAAACGAGACAUGAAAGCAUCCACAGAAUGUUAUGAUUUGGAGCCAUCAACAUCAAAGGAAUUAGAUGGGAAAGGGUCACCACUAGGCAGUAAUGCAGAGGAACAACCACAAAGAAAAAGAAAGUUGUCUCCAAUCAUUGUUGAAAAUGAGAUUUCUGAUGAGCUACCAGACAUUGAGGUACCCUCUCUUUCUUCAGACAUUAAUACAGAUCCUAAGUCUGAUGCUCUUUCGAAGGAGGAUGUACCGGUAUUAGAGGAUUUGCCACUAAUGGAUAGUGAAGUAGCAGCAUUUUGUGAUGUCUUGGAAAAGAAGAUAAAGAGAAAGGAGAUGGCAGACGGAAUAGCCUUGACAUUCCCAGACAAUGGAAAGAUGGUGACUGUGGUGUAUGAAAAUCAUGGGGGAAUGUCAUUUUCUAGGGCCUUUCAUCAUACAGACACAGUACAGAGUGUGUACACAUUUAUUUGUCAGAUUAUUGACCCAGAAAUUCUCCCUUCUGUAUUCCAUUUGGAAUGCAUUUCACCAACCACCUGUACAGAAAGAGAAUGCAUUCAUUGUUUUGAGCUCACAGAGUGUUUUGAAAUGCCAAUUGAUAAAUUGCCAUCAUUGUUGGUAUUGAAAGAGGGGAAUUAUCUGGUGGAUGAAACCAUGACAUUUUAUGGAACUGUGCUUUUAAAGAAAAACUAGACUGGCGGGUUCUACAUAAUUGUCCUGUUUAUUUG